Molecule: messenger RNA, 1822 nt
Organism: Asparagus officinalis (garden asparagus)
Lineage: Eukaryota; Viridiplantae; Streptophyta; Magnoliopsida; Asparagales; Asparagaceae
Product: receptor-like protein 12
Exons: 1
Coding region: 6-1748 (580 amino acids)
Molecular function (GO): protein binding
Source: RefSeq, a predicted model, not a curated record
UUAGCAUGGCCAUGGCACUAUUUGACCGGGCUCCCCGUUCUUUACUGCUAACAGUAAUAAUGUUGCUCCUCCCCUUUCUACGUGCUGCUGCUGCUGCUGCUGGGUGCCUCCCAUCCGAGAGGUCCUCCCUCCUCGGCUUAAAACACGGUGUCUCCUUCGACGCCCAACGAAGAAGAAGCCCUUUGGUUUCAUGGAAACCUGGAUCCAACUGCUGCGACUGGGAGGGAGUGAGCUGCGACUCCGAAUCUGGCCACGUCGCCGGCCUUAACCUCACUAACGCUGCCAUCAAGGGUAAACUCAGCGGUAGCCUCUUCAACCUCACCCACCUCGUAUCUUUAGACCUUCACUCAAACCUCCUCACGGAUACGAUCCCCGCUUCUAUUGGAAACUUGACCCGACUAAAGUUCUUAGAUUUAAGCAACAACUCACUUUCUGGAUCGGUACCAGACUCGUUGUUUAACCUCCCUGCUUUGGAGUCACUGGUCCUCUCUGAAAACCAAUUGGCCGGCGAGUUUAAAGAGUUUUCAAACCUGUCGACGUCUUUAAGCUAUGUCGAUUUGAGCAACAACCAGCUGCGAGGACACAUUCCGAGGUCCGUAUGCGAAGCACGGGGCCUCGAGGUCCUCGACUUAUCCGGAAAUAGUUUGAGUGGUCCGAUCCCGUCGUGUCUCUUACGUAGCCCUGCUCUUUAUGUGUUGAAUCUGAGAGGGAACCAGCUUCAAGGAGCUGUUGAUCCCCAACACUUCAACAGAGGAUGCAUGUUGGAGGCGCUGAUCCUCAGUGACAACCACUUGGAAGGCCCAGUCUCCCAAAACCUGAAGAAUUGUAGGUCCCUAGAGGUUCUUGACGUCGGCAACAAUCGUAUUGUGGGCACUUUUCCAUCUUGGCUUGGAGAGAUGGUUAAUAUUUCCGUCGUUAUUCUUCGGAGAAAUUCUUUUCGUGGGCCGGUCGAAAUUGGGGAAAGCCUUACAAGUUUUUCAAAGCUGCAAAUAUUUGAUUUGUCUUCCAACCACUUCAAUGGAGAUUUACCUUCAGAAUGUUUCGACAGUUUUAUAUCCAUGGUGAAUUCCUCCGCUGUGGAUCCACUGGAUAGUAUAACUUCUGAUGGUGGUUAUAAUUACGAACUCACGGUCAAAAUUAAUGGGUAUGCUAUUAACUUUGCGAGGAUGUUAGCGAUAUCAUAUACAUUUGUGGAUUUCUCAAGCAACAACUUUCAGGGUGACAUUCAUGAGGUGAUUGGUAAACUCCACGGCCUCUACAGUUUGAAUUUAUCACGUAAUUCUCUCAUAGGAAACAUUCCUUCGAUAAUUGGAAACAUGGGGCGGCUUGAAAGGUUGGACCUCUCCGGAAAUCAUCUGUGGGGAGAGAUCCCUCAGGAAUUGACUUCUCUCACGUUCUUAGCGUUUUUAAACCUCUCAAGCAAUAAGUUGAUGGGAAGAAUUCCUCAAAACAAUCAGUUUAAUACGUUCACAAAUCGUUCUUACUUGGAUAAUGAAGGACUAUGUGGGAGCCCAUUAUCGAAGCAGUGUGGCAAUUUAAGUCCGAACACAUCAAGUAUAUUGCCAUCUGAGACCUCUGAUGAUUCAUCAUCUUCAACCGAUAUCAUUGUAAUUGCACUGUUUUUUGGUGUGGGAUUUGGCGUGGGUGUGGCAACGAUCCUUGUGCUUCAGAAUGUAAAACAGAGGUUUUGGAAAAAGGCAAAAUGCUGUCAGUAUCUAGCUAGUUAUGAAACAUUUGUGGACGUAUAAGUUUUCCUUAUUUUGGGUAUAUAUACAUGCCCAAACCUCAGAUUGUAUCCAAUGAGUAAAAUAAAAUGGUUUGU